Molecule: messenger RNA, 3816 nt
Organism: Exophiala spinifera
Lineage: Eukaryota; Fungi; Ascomycota; Eurotiomycetes; Chaetothyriales; Herpotrichiellaceae
Exons: 2
Coding region: 1-3816 (1271 amino acids)
Cellular component (GO): membrane
Source: RefSeq, a predicted model, not a curated record
AUGCGCUUCUCCCCUAGCGCCGUUGCAGCUUUGACUGCGUUUUCCUCGAUUCCUCUCGCUCUCGCCUCCGUGGCAACCCCUCUCCACGAAGCUGGUCGAUGCGCAAUCCGAGGUCAUUGUGGCAAGCAAGGCUUUUUUGGCUCUGACUUACCCUGUCCCGAUAAUGGCGAAGCGUCUUCUCCGUCUGAAGAGCUGCGGGAGAAGCUCGUUGACCUUUGCGGAGCGAAAUGGGAGGACACCGAUGUAUGCUGCGAGGAGGAACAGGUCGAUGCUCUGAAAAAGAACCUCAAACUAGCAGAGCGCAUCAUCGCAUCGUGUCCAGCCUGCAGGGAGAAUUUCUUCAACAUUUUCUGCACCUUCACUUGUUCGCCAGACCAAUCUCUCUUUAUCAACGUCACUGCGACCGGCAAAGCGACAAAUGGAAAAGCCGUAGUAACCGAGUUGGACAACGUUUGGUCUAAGGACUAUCAGAGCGGAUUUUUCGAUAGUUGCAAAGAGGUCAAGAACGGCGCCAGUGGUGGCAAGGCUAUGGCAUUCAUUGGAGGUGGCGCGGAAAACUACACCGAGUUCCUGAAGUUCUUGGGCGACAAGAAAUUACUGGGCAGUCCGUUCCAGAUCAAUUUUCUGGAAGAGGCACGGCAUGACGAUCCGGAGGGCAUGAAGCCGCAAGAUCCUCUUGUCUAUGCCUGCAACGAUUCGAAUCCGGAUUAUCGGUGCAGCUGUGUAGACUGUCCUGCGGUAUGCCCAACAUUAGAGCCCGUCAGUUCAGCUAAGGCCUGUCACGUUGGAAAAUUGCCGUGCUUGUCUUUUGCGGUUGUCAUCAUCUAUUCCAUUGCACUACUCCUACUCAUCACUGCAAUAUCUGGUCAUGUGGCAUAUCGGAAGCAUAAGCAGUGGAAGAGUGAGAGGUUACAGUUGUUGCAGGAUGCUGCGCCAAGUGAUGAUGAGGACGAGGGCGAUCUCGUGCACAAUCCUGGGCUUUUAGAGCGACCCAGCAGGAACUACUACUUGAAUCAAGUCUUAGAUCGAGCCUUCAACAAUUUGGGUGGCUUUUGCGCACGCUAUCCGGCCUUGACAAUCGGUGCGAAUAUUGUCAUUGUGGGACUUUUGAGCCUAGGAUGGUUACGCUUUGAGGUUGAAAGAGAUCCUGUUCGGCUCUGGGUUAGCCCCAGUUCCGAUGCAGCUCAAGAGAAGGCUUUUUUCGAUGCAAACUUUGGUCCAUUCUACAGAACGGAGCAGGUCUUCCUCGUCAAUGACAGCUCGCCCACUGCCUCUGUUCUCAAUUACGACAAUCUCGACUGGUGGCUCGAUGUCGAGCAGCGUGUAUCUCGCAUGAUGACGCCUGAGAAUGGCAUUACACUCAAUGAUGUCUGCUUCAAGCCGACUGGAUCGGCGUGUGUGGUUCAGUCUGUCAGUGGAUGGUUCGGAGCUGGGCUAACUAGUGAUUGGGAAGACCAGAUCAAGCUCUGUGCUGCACAUCCUGGUGAUCAGAGAUGCUUGCCCGAAUUUAUGGAUCCACUCCAACCUGGUCGUAUCUUGGGAGGGUAUGAUGACAUUGACAAUAUCACCCACGCGAAAGCUAUGUUUACCACCUGGGUUGUCAACAACCAUCAGCCUGGAACAGAGGGCGAGGCCAGAGCUGAAGAAUGGGAACGUGCUCUCAAGCAUGAACUGCUGAUUUACCAAGAAGCUGCCAGAUCCCGAGGCCUCCGGCUAUCUUUCAAUACUGAGAGCAGUCUGGAGGAGGAAUUAAACAAAUCAACCAACACAGAUGCCAAAAUUGUCGCAAUCAGCUAUGUUGUCAUGUUCAUCUAUGCCUCGAUUUCCUUAGGAUCGGCCAGUCUAUCUCUCAGAGCCCUUCUCAGUAACCCCUCCAAUGCUUUGGUGCAAUCUAAAUUUACUCUGGGUGUGGUCGGCAUUGUCAUUGUACUGAUGUCUGUCUCCGGCUCCGUUGGCUUGUUCUCCGCCGCCGGUGUGAAGGUUACAUUGAUCAUUGCGGAGGUGAUUCCCUUCUUAGUGCUCGCGGUUGGUGUGGACAACAUAUUCCUCAUCGUUCACGAGUUCGAACGAGUCAAUGUCAGUCACCCAGAUGAGGAGAUCGAUCAGCGUGUCGCAAAAGCACUCGGACGCAUGGGUCCAAGCAUUCUCCUUUCGGCAUCAACAGAAACCAUAGCUUUUGCGAUGGGUGCAUUUGUUGGUAUGCCGGCUGUCAAGAACUUCGCCGCGUAUGCUGCAGGUGCAGUUUUCCUGAACGCAUGUUUACAAGUUACAAUGUUCAUCUCCAUUCUCGCGCUCAAUCAGCGACGCGUGGAGAGUCUCCGAGCCGACUGCUUCCCUUGCGUUACAGUCCGCGGUGCCAACUUUGUCAGCAUGCCAGGAGGACAUUUCUUCGGGUCCGACGAAGAGGGCUGGCUCCAGAAAUUCAUUCGCAAGUCAUAUGCCCCGACUCUACUCGACAAGAAGAUCAAGACAUUUGUGGUGGCAUUCUUCGUGAGCAUCUUUGCCGCCGCGAUCGCGCUUCUCCCAGAGAUCCAACUCGGUCUCGACCAGCGCAUUGCACUGCCCAGCGACAGCCACAUGAUUCCAUACUUUAACGACAUGUACGCUUAUUUCGGCUCCGGCCCGCCUGUGUAUUUUGUCACACGAAAUGUCAACCUCACGGAGCGAGCACACCAGCAACAAGUCUGCGGUCGCUUCACGACUUGUAGUGAAUAUAGUCUAGAGUACAUUCUGGAGCAGGAAUCGAAACGACCCGGGGUCAGUUACAUCAACUCGGCGACGGCCAGCUGGGUGGAUGACUUUUUCUACUGGCUCAACCCCAUCAGUGAUUGCUGCAGGGACGAGGAUGGAGUCACAUGCUUCAAGGACGGAGAUUGGAACAUUACGCUCUCCGGCAUGCCGGUUGGUGAAGAAUUUAUCAACUACGCAAGUAAAUGGAUCCGUGCUCCGACGGACGAAGAGUGUCCGAAUGGUGGUCAAGCUGCGUACUCGACGGCGGUGGUGAUUGACGAGGAGAAUGUUGACAUCCCAGCCAGUCACUUCCGGACGUUCCACACCCCGCUUAAAGGCCAGAAAGAUUUUAUUGAGAGCUACGCGGCAGCAAAGCGCAUCGCAGGCGAAGUGAGCGAGAAAAACGAAGGGAUCGAUAUCUUUGCGUACAGCAAGCACUAUAUCUUCUUCGACAUGUACAGCAGUAUUGUACGACUGACGGCAACUCUGGUCGGGGUUGCGAUUCUGAUCAUCUUCGUCCUCAGCUCGAGUUUACUGGGAAGCAUCGCGACCGGCGCGGUCGUGAGUGUCAGUGUGGUCAUGAUCGUCGUGGACGUGAUGGGCGUCAUGGCACUCGCGGGCGUCAGCCUCAAUGCCGUCAGUCUGGUGAACCUGGUGAUCUGCGUGGGCAUCGGGGUUGAGUUCUGCGCCCACAUGGCUCGAGCGUUCAUGUUCCCCAGCAAGAGCGUCAUGGAGCGUGGACGGCACAAGUUCCGCGGUCGCGACGUGCGGGCGUGGACGGCGCUGGUCAACGUGGGCGGCAGCGUGUUUAGUGGGAUCGGAGUGACCAAGUUUCUUGGUGUCGUGGUCCUGGCUUUUACGCGCAGUAAGAUCUUUGAGGUCUAUUACUUUCGUGUGUGGUUGGCGCUGGUUGUGUUGGCGAGCGCGCAUGCUUUGGUAUGGUUACCUGUUGCGUUGAGCUUCGCAGGUGGUGACGGCUAUAUCGAUCCAGAGAGCGAAGGAGGACUGGAAGAAGACCUGGCGAGUAGAAGGUAUAGAAGUCUUUUGCCGGAUGACGACGAUUAUGAUUCCGACGAGGACUAUUAG